AUGGCAACCGACGUAGCACUCGACACCACUAUUGGUACCAUCGUGGUCGAGCUCUACAACGAUCACGCGCCGAAGACAUGCAAGAAUUUCGCAACGCUCGCUCAGCGCAAUUACUUCAACGGCCUUAUAUUCCACAGGAUAAUCCCGAACUUCAUGAUCCAGGGUGGCGAUCCUACGGGUACUGGCAGAGGAGGUGAAUCCAUCUACGGCGAAAAGUUCGAAGACGAGAUAACUCCGGCGCUGAAGCACACUGGUGCCGGUAUUCUCAGUAUGGCAAACAGCGGGCCUAAUACCAAUGGGAGCCAAUUCUUCAUUACAUUAGCACCUACACCAUGGCUGGAUGGUAAGCAUACAAUAUUUGGUAGAGUCAAGAGCGGGAUGCAGAUUGUUAAGAAGCUGGGCUUGGUCAAGACGGACAAGGAAGAUCGACCUGUGGAGGACAUAAAGAUUAUCAGGGCAUAUAUUCCUGGGGAAGACAGCUUUGCGUUGCAGCGAACAUAA
Plenodomus lingam JN3 is the source of this 501-nucleotide messenger RNA. RefSeq names its product heme binding (gene CYP1). The record is from RefSeq and is a predicted model, not a curated record. Gene Ontology annotation, molecular function: peptidyl-prolyl cis-trans isomerase activity. Gene Ontology annotation, biological process: protein peptidyl-prolyl isomerization; protein folding. Gene Ontology annotation, cellular component: catalytic step 2 spliceosome. Lineage: Eukaryota; Fungi; Ascomycota; Dothideomycetes; Pleosporales; Leptosphaeriaceae.